CACCUUACCCCCCCACCGAGCCCUGUAACCAAUGGCAACCUCAGUCCAAACACUUCCUCUGACCCGUGGCCCCAAAAAAACCUUCCGUAACCCGCUGCCCCUCUCGUCCCGUUGCGGCAUGGGAAGUGUAGGCAGUCUGGUGGAGAGGCCGGACCUGUCUCCGACUAAAAGCAGCUGUGCAGUUCCACAGGUGAGACCCAAGCAGACCAACGGCCUCCUGAAGAAAGGCUUCACCCAGAGAGAGCUGCUCAACUACCUCAACAUCACCAGGAGAGAGCCUAAAGCAGGCGCUGACGGGAAGAAGGACGUUAUCCCUGGCCGUGAGGAGGACAACUUAUACGCCAAGGUGUACCAUAAAGACGGCACAGAAAUAGAUUUGACUAAGAACUCCCUGCCAAGUGCGGGCAAGUAUGAAAAGGCUCGAUUAAGAUCUGCCUUCAAGCCUGUCACACCGAAAAACUUCAGCUCCAUGCAAAACCUCUAUCCCUCUUCCAAAUCUGAGGAUGUGGACCAUGGCCUUUCCAAUGGGCUGCACAGGUCUUACGCCCAUGUCCCCAAAGCUGUCUCCACCUCCUCCUCCUCUUCCUCACCCUCCCGCCAUGGAGCACCAACAUCCAGUGGUAACAAGGCCAUCUCCUCGGUGCGUGGGAUUAGCCAGGAGGAUGAUAAUCUGUCAGACUCGGGCCAUAACUCCAUGAACAGCCUGCCGCCAUACCGGCCUCCUUUCCGCCCACACCUGUCUCACAUCAGCGCAUCUAUGGGACACAUCAACACCAUCAGCUCCCUGGACCGCACCUCUCUGGGCCAGAAGGGUGUCGGGCCAGGGGGCGUGGCCAUAGGAGAGAUGGCCUCUCGGAGCAUGGCCACCCUGAGCCGUCUGGCUCCAUAUGGAGGAGAGGCUCCUCCUCCUUAUGAAUGGACUCUCUCCCUGUCCGUGGAGGAAGUGGUCCGUGAUCUGGAAGAGCGGCUGGUGGAGAAAGAGCACGAGCUGAAACAGAUGAAGAGAAACCUAGAUGAGAGUGAGGGCGCCAUCGCCCAGGUUUUCGAAGGGAAACAGCGUCUGUGGGAGAAGGAGGUGGACGAGCUGAAACACCUGUAUGCUGCCAAGCUGCGCCAGGUUUCCCAGCAUGCCCAGCGCUCUCAGCGCACCUUGCAGUUGCAGCUGUUUAAGGCCCAGCAGGAGAAGAACCGACUGCAAGAGGAGCUCGACAGCCGGAACAGAGAAAGGAGCCAGGAGGCUGGAGCCAUGGUGACGAGAACCAGUCCCACUCUGGAGGAGACGCAGUGGGAGGUUUGCCAGAAGUCAGGGGAGAUCUCCCUGCUGAAGCAGCAGCUGAGGGACUCCCAGGCGGAGGUGACCCAGAAGCUGAGUGAGAUCUUCCAGCUGAAGACGCAGCUCAGGGAGACGCGCACAGAUCUGCGCAACAAAGAGGGCCAGAUGGAUGCACUGAAGCUGGUCCUGCAGGGGACGCAGCGCCGCAGGUGCUCCUCUCAGCCUGCACAUGAGGACGGAAAAGGAGCGGAGGAGAAUCCUUCAGCUGGGGCAACAGGAGUCUGCGGGGGCCCCACAGAGGAGCGUCUGCGCGCAGAGCUCCUGCUGGAGAGACGCCAGAGCGAGGGCCAGGCCAUGGCUUUCGAAGAAGAGAGGCAGACAUGGCAGACAGAAAAGGACAAGGUCAUCCGCUACCAGAAGGAGCUGCAGGCCAGCUACUUAGAGAUGUACUACCGCAACGAAGCGCUGGAGAAGGAGCUGCACCAGCUGAGGGCAGGCAGAGAGCAAGAGGGAGCAGGAGGAGCAGGAGGAGCAGAAGGAGCAGGAGGAGCAGGAGGAGCAGGAGGAGGCAGCAGAAAUGGGACACUGGAAAGAGAAGUGCCAGAGCUGAGGAGUGAGAGAGAGGCUGAAAAACAAGACAACAGACCUUCCUCUGGUUUGCCGUGGAUAGACAGAAUUGAAUCAUCUGAAAUUUGAAUGUGCCAGACUAACCGGUCUGGCAGUGUGGUUUCUACAGGAGUCCAUGUGCCUGCCAGGAAAAGGGAAAAUAAAUAGUUAACCAAAUUGUGAGGAAAGUAAACCUUUUUGACCCACUAAGCAAACAUUUGAUGGAAUUCAUUUUUGACAGGUUUAAAGAUUCCUAGUUGGUAAAUGACUAGAUUUAAUAACUAGUUUAAAUGCUUUAUUCAAAUCAUUUUUUCAACAAAAUGAUGCGGUCCAAGCUCAAAUUCUUGAUUUACUAUUUAAAGUAUUUCAAAAUGUCAAUUUGUUGAUACAUUAACUCAGGUCUAAGAUAAUAAUAUAUCAAAGUCUGACUUAAUAUCUCAUCAAUCUGACUUUGAUUUGAAAUGUAAUCAUACAUUUCUUUUUAUAUUUUCUCCUUCUUUUCCUGGCAAAAAAGGGCUUCCAUAGUUUGCGGUCUGUUGGCCAUUCUAUGCUUAUUAAUCCUUGUUGGUUUUAAUAAAGCCCUAAUCCUGUAAAGACUGAACCAAAAAUCUCCAACAGAGCGCACUAAAGCCAGGGGUCGCUGCACAGAAAUGGAGGAUUGGUGUCAAUGUUGUAAAAAGAACACAGCCUGCUAUCCAACAACAAACCUGUAAAUGAGCAAACUGAUAUCCUGUUUGUUAUGUUCAUUUGGAAAUUACAUUUUGGUUUGGACUGCUGUAUAGUCUAUUCAGUAACAAAGGGAUUUAGUUUGGCCCAGUAACAUUUCAGCAGCACAUGUUGAGUGUGUGCAGAAGGUGGAUUCACCUGGGCUCUGUGAGAGAAGCUGCAUCUCUGGGUUAAGUAUCAAGGAUUAAAGUGAUCUAGUGGAACUUUUUCUCAUUCACCUUCCAGCUCCUGUCAGGUGAGUUCUAUAUAUUUUGUACAUAAUGAAAUUUGUUUUGGCCUUUUUUCAUUGUAUUUCCAGCACACUGCUGUCUUAAAUGGGCACAUUUUGAUAUCGUCUUUUGAUUGCAAUGAAAGCGAUCAACAGAUAAGGAAGCUGAACACGACUGCCCUGCUUGGUGCCAUUUGUUGCACAUCCCCAGCCAAUAACAACCAAAUGCAUGACACAGGUGAUGUUGUUCUCUUGUAUUAUUCAUUUAUGAACAUUCAAAAGCCAGCUGUCAACCAACCUUUCAACAUACUGUGACUCUUGUCUAUUUACUGGAAUUAAAACUGUACAGUAUAAAUGUAUAUGUUUGUUUUUGGAUUCAUAAUAAACAUGUAUG
This is a messenger RNA of Notothenia coriiceps (black rockcod), 3207 nucleotides long. RefSeq names its product NEDD4 binding protein 3 (gene n4bp3). Gene Ontology annotation, cellular component: cytoplasmic vesicle. The coding region runs from base 32 to 1969 and encodes 645 amino acids. Lineage: Eukaryota; Metazoa; Chordata; Actinopteri; Perciformes; Nototheniidae. The record is from RefSeq and is a predicted model, not a curated record. The transcript has 9 exons.